Messenger RNA from Megachile rotundata (alfalfa leafcutting bee), 1123 nucleotides. It is a transcript of the gene Syx8, whose product is annotated as syntaxin 8. The record is from RefSeq and is a predicted model, not a curated record. Lineage: Eukaryota; Metazoa; Arthropoda; Insecta; Hymenoptera; Megachilidae. Gene Ontology annotation, cellular component: endomembrane system; SNARE complex. Gene Ontology annotation, biological process: vesicle fusion; intracellular protein transport. Gene Ontology annotation, molecular function: SNAP receptor activity; SNARE binding.
AUCGAAGUGAACAAUGUUCAUACAUUUUGUAUGUAUCAUAUCAAACCCUGCUUAACGUUGCUUACGCACCUAUGUUUCAGUGUAUUUGAAAUUAUGGAGAAAAUUACUCUGUUCGUACUAUGAACAUCCUAUGAUUAAAGUUGUACUACACAGCUGUCAUGUUUAAAAUGUUCGAAUAUGAGUAUAAUAUAUUUCAACAUAUUACUUCAUCAAGGUUGUUGAUUACGUGAAACAAAACUGUGACAAAUCAUGUUUAAAAAGUUGACACAACAGAGAAACAUUUAAAUAAAGUGUCAACAUAUUUCAAUAUAUUUCUUAUAUGACAGAUUUGUACUAAAAUUAUAAACAUGGCACUCGUUUAUAUUGAAGACCGUGAUCCCUGGUUAACCGAAUAUGAUGCCUGUGAAAAGCUCUUUAGAGAGAUUAUGGAACAAUUCACUGAACGUAACAAACAUCCAAAAACUUCACAAAUAUAUGCAAGUAUAUCUGCAAAUAUACGAAUUCGUUUAAAACAAUAUAAUAGAGAAGUGCAACAGCUCAGAACCAAAGUAGAUAGCGCAUUAAGAUCUAAAACUAUAACUGUUGAAGAAGCAGAACGAAGGAUACGUCAAAUAGAAAUAUUGGAAAGCAGAGAUGUGCAAUUGCAGAAGUUAUAUGAUGCACGUACCAAUGAUUACAUGUACUCACGUACAAAUUUACUUACAUCAGGUGGGUCAGUUUUUGCAGAUGGAGGUACCACUUCAUGGGCAGCUGAUGAUGAUGAUGAUGAUAAACCUUUAGAUACGGAAGUAUCUGUUAAUGAUCUAAUGACUAGACAAGACAAAAUUUUGCAAGAGCAAGAUAAAGGCUUAGAAGAAUUAUGUAAAGUUAUUGCAAGGCAAAAGGAGAUUGGUCAAACUAUCAGCAAUGAAGUGGAUCAUCAGAAUGAAAUAAUUGACGGUUUAGCUAAUCAUAUGGAUAGAACAGAUGAAUCAUUGAUCAACAAGACACGUCAAGUACAGACCAUUACUGUCAAGGAUCGUACAUGUGGUUACUGGGUAGUAAUAACUUUACUUUUUAUUUCUAUUAUUAUAGUCACUUUAAUUCCGUAAUUAUUAAUAGUAUUAACUGUUGCAUAUGUACA